Messenger RNA from Platichthys flesus (European flounder), 1374 nucleotides. RefSeq lists its product as uncharacterized. Lineage: Eukaryota; Metazoa; Chordata; Actinopteri; Pleuronectiformes; Pleuronectidae. The transcript is spliced from 6 exons. The record is from RefSeq and is a predicted model, not a curated record. Bases 1 to 720 code for a protein of 239 amino acids.
AUGACGACCGAAAGAGGCCAGAUUGAGAUGACUGCAAGCAACCUGAACCAGUCAAGUCCAGUGCUUGAUCCAAUCACAAGGAUUGGACAGAUGACGACCGAAAGAGGCCAGAUUGAGAUGACUGCAAGCAACCUGAACCAGUCAAGUCCAGUGCUUGAUCCAAUCACAAGGAUUGGACAGUGUCCGAAACAUCGCCUAGUGUGCGCAACAAUAGGCUCCUUGGACAAGUGUGUGGGACCUGUAUCCUCCUUCAAGUGGCUUCAAUGCGAAGAGGAAAUUGCAUUGAGUGACACUGAGACCAAGGACAGUGAAGGCGAGUCAGAUGACAGUGACACAGCCGUCACAGCAUCAGAGGCUGGAAAUGCUGGUUGUGCAUUAGCUUCUACACUCACAAAACAGGUCCAGGAAACUGCAGAUUUUGCAGGAACUGUGACGUCCACAGUAGAUGAGGCUUUUUGUCCGUCUGAAGGCAAAACUCAUCAAGAACACGAUUCCAGAAAAGUGAAAAAGAAGAUCUGGUCCAAGGCUGAGGUGGCUGCAGUAAUGCGGCACUUCAAAAGUCACAUAAUCAAAGGAAGACUAGCCACAAAAUAUGAAUGCAGUCACUGCAAGAUGGUCGAAGGCUCCGUGCUAGCACAACGAACAGUGCAAAAUAUAAGGGACUUUGUCAGAAACCGGGGAAUAACUGCAAAGAGGCAGACAGAGCAGCAAAAGCUGUAAAUCCACUGACUUGUGUUCAUUUGUUUUUGUUUGCAUUGUGGUUUGGCUGAUGCCUUAACGUUUUAAAAGGCCAUUUGUUUCUAAAAAUGUGUUAUUGCAAAAUGGAUACAUGUAAUACUUCAUCAGAAAAGCUAAUGGAAGUUCAUAAUGGACGUGUGUUUUGUUUGUAGCGUGUAUGGCUGCUAAUAAAAAAAAACUCCAGUUCUGUUAUUCUUCAUUAUUUGGUUAAGCUCAGAAUUGAGAUCACUUAUUUUUAAGUGAUCCCUGUAUAUAUAUUAUAUUGUGUUCUUAUUUCAACAUAUAUCUAAGGUUUAACCUAAUUUUAUGGUAAUAAAAUGAUGGUCCCCCUUAUGCUGUGUUCUGUCAGGUGUGUGUUUUAUGUUAAUGAGGAGCUAUUUAAAAGGUGACGUCAUUGUCCCUUUAAAGUCCCAACUUGGUUUGUUGUGUCCUCAAAUGCCACAAAAGAUUGAUGUCUGCAAAAACCACAACCCAGUCAGGGCCUUGUGUAUAGAGUUCUGUAGCUCAUUUCUACAUUCUAAAGUGAGCUGAAUUUUUUUCAGAUUUUUUAGAGUGUGUUGACCUUACUCCCAUUGCUCUAGGACCUCGGGAAAGGGUAGUCCCUGUUUACCACCACCGGGCCUGUUUGAGGAAAAA